Messenger RNA from Paramuricea clavata, 1602 nucleotides. The record is from the annotation of a GenBank genome assembly. Lineage: Eukaryota; Metazoa; Cnidaria; Anthozoa; Malacalcyonacea; Plexauridae.
AUGGACAAAACCUGGGAAUUUUAUGAAGGAGUGGCAAGCAUAUCUAAACUUUGUUCGCAUGACAGUGACAAAUCCACCCAAGUUACCCCGCCAUCCUUCAUUUCCUUUACAACGAAUAGAAACAUUGGUUCAGCGCAAAUCUGUGCAAAAACCAAUAACCAUGAAAAUGAUUAUACAAUACAACAACCGAUACCAACCAUUGCGCAACCGAGAAAAAAGAAAUAUCCUGUUACAUCACGUGUUCCCAAUUACAAGGCAUUAAUUCCAAUUAAUUUAACAUCCACAAGAAAAGUUCCUUCGAGAGAGUCGGGUUUUGCUGUUCCUAAGUUUAUGUUUAUUAACAUAUGUAGUCUGGCAAAAACAAAAAAUCGAGUACGAGCUGUAGUUGCACUGGAGGCAGACUUGGUCAAUAACGAUAUAGAUGUAUGUGUGGUGAGCGAGAGUCACCUGAAACCUGAAAUGCCAGAUGCUGUGGUGACCAUUCACAAUUAUUCAAUAUUUAGAAGAGAUAGAAGUUGGGAAGGACGCGAUAUGAGAGCAAAAGGAGGGGUAGCAAUAUAUGUUCGGAACAACUUAAAAGUUAUUGAUAUUUAUCGAUCCAGUUUGUACGAACUUAUUGGUGUCACACUUCUGUUACCUACAGGAAACCGCAUGUCGAUAUAUGGCCUUUAUCACCCACCUAGGCACAAUUAUCUGGAGAGCGACUUAUUGGAUUAUUUGAUAAAUAUUUCUGACGACGUUCUGGACAAAUAUCCAGACACUGUAAUUGUUUGUGGAGGGGAUUUGAACAGUUUGGACAUAAAACACCUUGAGGAACUAUCAGGAUGGGAUGCAAUGGUCGACUUUUCAACAAGGGGUAACGCAUGUCUGGAUAACUGCCUUACAAAUAGAAUAGAUUUGUUCUCAAAAUGUUAUCCUUUCCACAUGUUAACUAAAACAGACCACAUGGGGGUUAUUUUACCAGCAGGGACGAAACUAAAACCUAUGCGCCGAAAGGUUGAAUUUCGGGAUUGUAGAAAGCAUCGAAAGGAAGAUUUCCACAAAGCUUUAGCAGAAGAAGAUUGGGAGGAUGUAUCGCAGUCCACGAAUGUAAAUGACGCUGUGAAUUGUCUUGAACGUAAGAUCAUGGAUCAUAUGAAUAAAUGUAUGCCCACAAAAACAGUCUCAAUUUCGUCACGUGACCCUUACUGGAUGAGUCCUUUAAUUAAAUCUUUCCUAAAAUCUAAAUCCAGAAUUGCUCGGUCGCAAAAGGAUAGACUCAGUUUAAUUAACAAAAGGAUUUCUGAUGUCAUUUGUCAAAACAGAAGAAAUUUUAGGGCCUUGGUGGGAAGUAGAACUUGGUGGAGAAAGGCGAAUGAUAUUUCUCAGCGAAAUGCAUCGUCAUCAAGAGUUACUUUAGAUAAUGCAUCACUUACAAGAUUAAAUCGCUACUUUGGCGAACUCUGCCACGAUGAUAGUUAUGUCGAACCGACGCUCUCAAUUAUUGGUGAUGAAGUAGAUAUUCCUAGCUUUACGGAACAGCAGGUAUGGAAUGCCUUGAAAAGAAUAAAGAGGACAGCAAUAGGUCCCGAUUAUGCAACAGGUCCCUCUUGCAAAGGUUGA